AUGGGAGCCGAGCUGAUCCAACACAACGAAGCCUUUCGCACUGCAUUCCGCAGGCUCGAUCAAACCCUCCAGACGCUACCUGACGCCCCGCAAUGGUCGUUGGAAAGCGAGAUUCUGAAGCCACUGGAAAGCAGCACCUUGUCUCGCGCGAUGAUCUCGCAACCAGCAAACACAGCCCUGCAAAUCGCCUUGGUCGAUAUGUGGGCUGCAUUCGGCGUUGGUCCUGCUGCUGUUAUCGGCCACUCAUCGGGUGAGAUUGCAGCCGCCUACGCUGCUAAACUGCUCUCUGCUGAGGAGGCCAUCACUGCCGCCUACUACCGGGGUCAGAUGAUGGAGGAAGUGACCGUGCCUGGUGCAAUGGCAGGCGUCGGCCUGAGCUGGAAAGACACUGAAUCGUUCCUGCAGCACGGCGCGGUCCUCGCGUGCGAAAAUUCUCCUACCAGCACCACCAUCUCAGGCGAUUUGGAAGCCGUGCAAAGCACCAUCCGCGCAAUCCACGAAGCCAACCCGAACACCAUGGCAAGGCAAUCCAAGGUCGACCGCGCUUAUCAUUCUCCGCACAUGAAGACUGUGGGCGGUCGCUACUACCAACUGAUCAAGGACCGUACCCUCGCCAAGCCCCUAAGGGACGAGGUACAAUUCUUCUCAAGCGUGUUGGGAAAGAAGAUUGACCUCCCAACCGACGCACAGUACUGGCAGAUGAAUCUGGAAUCCCCCGUCCGAUUCUAUACGGCCCUCGCCAGAAUGAUCGAAGCCAGGACUGGCCAGACCGAUGUCUUUCUCGAGGUUGGGCCUCAAGGCGCCCUAGCCUACCCUGUUCGACAAACUCUUGCCGAAGCAGGCAUCAAAGCCUCAUACAUCGCCUCACUGGCCAGGAAACAAGACGCUCUCGAAGCGGUACUCUCUGCAAUAGGCAAUCUGUACGCCAAUCACGUCCGGAUUGAUUGCACGCCCCUCUUUCCAGGCAGUCCCGAGCUUCUGACAGACUUGCCCGUGGACCGAUAG
Messenger RNA from Cladophialophora yegresii CBS 114405, 1005 nucleotides. RefSeq lists its product as uncharacterized. Gene Ontology annotation, biological process: fatty acid biosynthetic process; secondary metabolite biosynthetic process. The transcript has a single exon. NCBI's taxonomy places the organism in Eukaryota, Fungi, Ascomycota, Eurotiomycetes, Chaetothyriales, Herpotrichiellaceae. The record is from RefSeq and is a predicted model, not a curated record. Gene Ontology annotation, molecular function: fatty acid synthase activity. Bases 1 to 1005 code for a protein of 334 amino acids.